This is a messenger RNA of Cryptomeria japonica (Japanese cedar), 2195 nucleotides long. RefSeq lists its product as uncharacterized. The transcript is spliced from 6 exons. The coding region runs from base 428 to 1936 and encodes 502 amino acids. The record is from RefSeq and is a predicted model, not a curated record. Gene Ontology annotation, molecular function: zinc ion binding; nucleic acid binding. NCBI's taxonomy places the organism in Eukaryota, Viridiplantae, Streptophyta, Pinopsida, Cupressales, Cupressaceae.
AAAACCGCGAGGAGGAAAGAACUUGCGGUAGCGCUAGAAAACCGCGAGGAGGAAAGAACUUGCGACUACUUUCCAAGCCUAUUAUUCGGUGAUUUUUUUUGUUACACAGAUUUACCUAAAUAAUUAGCGAAAUUGGAACGAUGCGCUGAUGACAAAGUUGCCCUAACUUCAACCCUUACUUAAUUGCAUGUCUUUCGCUGGAUAGUUUUCUGCUCAUACAAUCUGAACGCGAAGGAGGGGAAGAUCGCGUGUUCGAAUUCCAGCAUCGUCAGAAACCCUAAUUUAUAUUAAAGGUUUUCUUUUAAUGCUACAAGGAGUAUGAAUGGACUUUAUUCUUAAGGUUUCCUAACACAGGAUUGUGGGGUAGCCGCAACCAAGGAUCUGCAUUAUUCGAGGCGAUUAAAAGGUUUACCUUGGUUACUAUCUAAUGGCUGAUCCUCAGGAUGAUGAAAAAGAUGAGGAAUGGAUGAAAGAAGUUUAUGGGAAGGAGUAUACAGGACCUCCUAAACCCUCUGAUCUCAAAGAUCGUGAUAAUGGUACAGUGAAAAAAAGAACUGCUAGUGACAAUGAGUCAGAUGAGGAUGAAAAGAAUCGCGAUCCAAAUGCUAUUCCCACUGGGUUUACUAGUAGAGAAGCUAAAGUGUGGGAAUCAAAGGCUAAGUCUAUAGAAAGAAACUGGAAACGGAAGAAGGAAGAAGAGCUUACAUGCCGUAUUUGUGGUGAAAAAGGCCAUUUUACACAGGGUUGCCCAACAACAUUGGGUGUGAAUCGGAGGUCACGUGGAGGUGCUGAACGAACCCCUACAAGGGAGAAAAAUUUCAAGCCACGUUUUACAGGAUCUGGUGGUUCUCGAGGUCAGGGAACUGAGAAGGAUACUGGAUACCGAUUUGAACAUGACAAUCACCAUGCUGGAGGUCGUGAUGCAUAUCACUCACAUGCUAGCAGAACUGAAAGGGCUAGAGGAUCAAAACCUCUAGGCUUCAAUAAACGGGCUGAACAAGUUGAUGAAUUUAGAGACGAAGCAAUGGGACGGCAGGGUUCUAGUCGUGGAUCAAAUGCAAAUUCACUAGUUGCAGCCCAAAUGCAACAUAUAGCUGCACAGAGAAUGCAGCAUAGUUCUGGUUCACAGCAUUAUCCGAGCAUGCCAGAUGUCCCACCAAUAGACAUGGAACAACACUACACAUCUUCACAAGGAGAUGGACACUGGAAGUGGGAAGGUACACGAAAUGGAUCAAAUUUUGUACUACCUCAUAAUUAUAAAGAAGGCCGAGGUCCUCCAGACCCAGUUAGUGGAAACAUCUCUCCAUCUAAAGUAAGGGGUCCAGAUGGAGCAAGUCCUUAUUAUCAUGGUCAAAUGCCAGAUUCUAUCCCCUCAGACGGAAAUAAUGCUUUGCCAAAGGAAUCUAACCAGAAGCUGGAAGUGGAUGCUGGAUUUGAAGAUCAAACCUUACCUAAAUCAUUUGAAGCAUUUGAGCAGAAACUUAUGGAUGAGGUGAUGAAACUUACAAAACAGCAAGAUGAUGCAGAGGACGACGAAAAUACAUGGCAUCGUGAGCGCACACGAGAGAUCCAUGAACAAUUCCAGGCUAAGCUUGUAGCCCUGAGAGCUCAGCAUGCUAAGCGUAGAGAAGAGUUUUUAUGUCAUGAGAUGCAGACACGAGUGGAUCAGUAUCGUCAACCAGCUUCUUCAAAACAAUACCACGAAAGUGGUGGUGGUCCAAUGCAUGGUUAUAAAGAAAAUUUAAAUGAUAAUCGUGGAUAUAGCAGUAGUGUUGCAGAUGGUCAUCAGGGCUACCCAGGAGGGUAUGAUGCACGCAGGGAUGAAAUGCAGUAUUAUGGUAAUCCUCCACAUACCUUUAACAGGAAUCAGAGCUAUGAUAUGAGAGAGGCUUUCUCUGGUAGCCGAAUGUAUGAGUCUGCUCAAAGAUACCGUUGAAUAAUCAUUCGAAUCUAGUGGUGGUGUGUCAGUUCCAUCUUUAAUUAACAAAGUUGUGGAGGUAGUAUUUAAUAUCCUGGGUCCUCUUAAGUUUUAUUGCCAUUUGCUGCUUGAUGUCUGCUAUGCCUCCAUGAGGUAUUAUGCAUAGAUGGCUUGAUUUUAGAAGGCUCCUUUUUCAUCAUUUGCCCUUUGAUACGAUCUUAACGUAUAUGGAAGUUCCUUCAUGAGGUAUUAUGCAUAGAUGGCUUGAUUUUAGAAA